GUUAACCAAAAAGCAGGAAGUCAAGUCGAUCAGAACAUUCAAUGUACUAUACCGAGCAGAUCUAGACUAAUAGUAGUUUUACGGAGCUGGACAGCUGGAUCUUGAAGUUUUUCCAACAUGAAACCAAAGUACUCCUCGUCCAUCCUGUUUGUGUUCGUCUUGGCUGCACAACUCCUCACUAUGGAAGCUGACAGUAAGGAUGAAUGUGAUGUUCGAGUGAAAGUACCCCGCAACACAAGGUACAACACUUUUCUCUGGGAAGACCUGAGGAUUAACUGCACGGUUACAUUCUGCAAGGAUCCACCACCAGAAGUCUCCUGGUAUAAACUUGAGCAAGAUGAGGUUCCUGUAAACUUCAGCAGGGGCAGUCGCUUUAGAGGAGAGUGGAAACGUUUGGAGCAUUUAAAAGGAGUAUCAUUUUUGAUUAUUCAAAAAACUGUCACAAACGACUCAGGUGUGUAUCGAUGUCAAAGUGGCCCAAGUAUUGGAUAUAACAUCAACGUCUCUGUCAGUGAGAGGGUCCUAACAACCACCGACACAUGGACGACUUCAGCAGCACCAGAGACAGCGCACACUGACGACUCUUUCCUGCCCUCUGUGUACCGCAUUGUUGGAAUCAUGGUGUUUGUCAUCAUAGUGACAGCUGUGUACAUUUCAGUGGAAUCUAAGAGCAGAGGGGUCAGCGAUGCAGGACCAUCCAGGGACGCACCAGACCCAGACGAAGAGCACUCCUAUCAUGCUUUGCCCAUGGAUCAGAUCUAUGAAAACACUCAGUAGUCUCCAUGUCUGAAUAUCCAGCGGUCACUGAUCUCUGUUUAGAAUAAAUUCAUAAAUAUUAGACUGAACUCCGUUUUUGGUUGAGCUUUCAUGCCUUUAAGAUAUAUUCUUUUAAUGUGGUCCAUUUCUGUAUAACAAGGCUUGUUGUUGUGAAUAAUAAUCUUCCUGUUAAAAGUA
Molecule: messenger RNA, 954 nt
Organism: Notolabrus celidotus (New Zealand spotty)
Lineage: Eukaryota; Metazoa; Chordata; Actinopteri; Labriformes; Labridae
Product: B- and T-lymphocyte attenuator-like
Exons: 5
Coding region: 118-777 (219 amino acids)
Biological process (GO): immune response-regulating cell surface receptor signaling pathway
Cellular component (GO): plasma membrane
Molecular function (GO): signaling receptor activity
Source: RefSeq, a predicted model, not a curated record